AUGUCCACUCCCCCACCAACCACCCCCGGCAAGGACACCGUCAAGCCCGCCUUCUCCGAGAAAGACAUGCGCCUCCUCGCGGCCGCCAUGCUCUCCCUCAAGACGGGCCUCCCCGAGCUCGACUACGUCAAGUUCCAGGCCAACGGCGAGUUCAACACCAUGAAGACGGCGCAGAACACCUGGGGCGUGCUCAAGAAGAAGAUCAUGAGCAUGAACCCGGAGGCGGCUGAGGCGGCGGUUGGUGAGUCAUUCCCAGUCUUUCCUGUUUCGACUUAUUUUGUGGAUUGUGUUGUGUUGACUGAAGAUGACAUAAAAGCCACCCCGAAGUCCAAGGCGACUCCCAAGAAGCGCACGAAGAAGGAGGCCGAGGCCGAGGACGGCGACGAGGGUGCCGGCGCCGACGACGAAGAGGCCUCCGCGAAGAAGAAGCCGAAGACCCCACGCAAGAAGAAGGCCGACGCCGCCGCCGACGAGGAGGGCGCUGGCGACGACUCACCAGCCCUAGCCAAGAAGGCUCCCAAGACCCCGCGCAAGAAGGCCACUCCGGCUAAGAAGAGCGAAGAGACGGUCAAGGAGGAGGCCAAGUCUGACGAUGGCGAUGGCGAGGCUUCUUCUUCUUCCGCUGCUGCUGUUGGUGGUGCCGAGGAGGCCAAGAAGGAGGUUGCUGCUGAGGAGCCGAAGACUCCUGAGCCGGCUCCGGCUGCUGAGGACGUCAAGAUGGAAGGUUCUGGUGAUGAGUAG
Molecule: messenger RNA, 741 nt
Organism: Zasmidium cellare ATCC 36951
Lineage: Eukaryota; Fungi; Ascomycota; Dothideomycetes; Mycosphaerellales; Mycosphaerellaceae
Exons: 1
Coding region: 1-741 (246 amino acids)
Source: RefSeq, a predicted model, not a curated record